This is a messenger RNA of Echinops telfairi (small Madagascar hedgehog), 6861 nucleotides long. It is a transcript of the gene FAM53C, whose product is annotated as family with sequence similarity 53 member C. The transcript is spliced from 4 exons. Gene Ontology annotation, biological process: protein import into nucleus. NCBI's taxonomy places the organism in Eukaryota, Metazoa, Chordata, Mammalia, Afrosoricida, Tenrecidae. The record is from RefSeq and is a predicted model, not a curated record. The coding region runs from base 2875 to 4056 and encodes 393 amino acids. Gene Ontology annotation, cellular component: nucleus.
GAGUGCUAAGUCCCAGACCCUCUACAGCCCCUGCGUCCUGAGUUCGCUUCCUGGCGCCAGAUGAUGGGAGCUGAGUCGGAAGAGGCAAACGACAGCCCCCUUGAGCGGGCCCUAGCACCCCCUGAGGGGCCAGUGGACGCCCUAUGCCCCACCCCGCAGGAACAGGCAGAGCAGCAAAGGGAGAGGUUGAAAAUUGGUGGGGGCCUAGCCUUUUGCUUCUUCAUCGGGAUUGGGGGAGGGGUGCACCCCACUUGUCACCCCUGUCCCUACCAGAGCCGUAUGGUGGAAGAACAGUCAGGUCCCUUAUUACCUGUGCCUGCGCCUCCCUGCCUCUCCUGUUUUUCUUUAGUCUCCCCCAGAGGUGUGGGGCUGGGACCUGGGGGGAAGGUCCCCAGGGCAUCUGUGAUUCUCCUCUCCCUUGGCUUGGCUUGAUCCUAAGGUUCCCCCGGUUUCAGCACACCCUCAGCACCCCCCCGGGGCCUGAGUGGCAGUGGAGACUGCUAUGCAUGGGAGUGGGGUGGGGGUCUGGUCUUUAUUUUAGGGGGCUGCUGAUGGAGGGCAAGGCUGGACUGAGUUGGGCCUGGUGAGGUGGUGGGGAGGGCCUAGCGGCCUGCUCCUCAGGAAAGGGCUAAGCCCUGUGCCAGUUGUUAAGCUGAGAAGUUUUAACUUGUUUGGUGAACGUUCAGGGCUCACUCUACCCCCCACACCCCAAAGAGACAAAAUGGAAGGGGAAGGAAGGCGGCCAGAGAGAGCUACUUAGACUUUUCCAAUGCCUGCCUGAGAAAGGAGGCCCCUCGCGGAGCUGGUUUGCCUUCUUUUGUGUCCUGGUUUGAUUCCUUAUGGCUUCCGUUCUGUUCCCCCUCUCAGCCUGGCCUGUUUUAGGAAACUCAGGCUGAGAGUAUCAGCUGUGUGGUGGUGGUUGCAUUGUUCCAAUUACCGCUGUGUGUGGCCACAUCCCAACAAUUAAAAUGCAGAAAAACACAAACUCACUCUCUUCACUUGAUCCCAGAGAGGGCUGUUUGGCCACAUGCCUCAUGAAAAGCUCGAAAGAGUUUGCCUCACCCCCUCUCCUCAUGGCUGGUCAGCUUGAGGCCUAGGGUCUCUGGGGUAAAAGCCUGCCUUCAGGUUCCCCCUCUCGUAGCUCCUUGAGGGCAGAGUUAAGAAAUCAAGAGCAGAAGUGAUAUUGCCACGGGAACAUAGGGGAAGCAACUAAAGGCAGCUCUCAGGAAGCUAGGACUGUGUUCAGGGUGUAAUAAUUAUGCAUGAAAACGAUAGUUAACUGUAAUGAUGAUUGACUUCUCUGGCACCUUUUCCCCAAAGAACUCCCAAGUAACAUUCAAAUGUAUUCGUUUUUGCCCUUCCUUGUGUUUUGUGGCCCUCCUCCUGAGGUGGGACUGGAAUAGGAUGAUUUUUUUUCUUUUUUCCAAAAGUAGCGUGAUCUGCCCCCAAGGUCACAGCAGAGCCCUCUUGGGCUUCUGUUGGUACCCAGCCAGAAAGAUAGACUCUAUUGCCUUCUUCAUCUUAAUGAUAUCAUCGCUUCUGGCAUCCCGAGGCCUUGUAGAGUAACAAACAGGAGGGGGUGAGAAACGGCAGCCUAUGUGGACUCCUGAUUUGUACAGGCCAGAUGGUAUGCUGCUUGUACAUUUUUCACAUUGCAUGUUAUAUCCUUCCUGCUAUAGUUUACGAUUAUUCUGCCCGUUUUACAUAUGGGUAAUCUGAGGCCAAGGCAGGUUCAAGGAUUUGCUGAAACUGUGCGGAAGUUGGAUCGAAAUUUAGAUUCUUGAUCCUUUGUUCUCCCUACUAGCCAAAACGACGUGCAUCAUCUGGUGAAUUGUCUGCCUGCUGGUCAUUUUGGGGAAUGGGCAGAACAAAAUGAUGGUGACACUAGGCUAACCUUCCCAUUUCCUUGAGCAAGGCCCCUUGGGCAACUGUGUAGACUUGAAGCCUGCCCUCUGAUGAAUUGGUUUGCUUCUAUUAGAAAUUGCCCCUAGAAAUUAAUCAAGAAGAGCAUCUUACUUGUGUUCAUGGUCCUUGAGUUAAACACUUUGUUGAAUGAAAUCAUAGAGGAGGAGUUGUUACUGUUGUUUUAAUAUCUGUAGAGUUGAAAUCUGAUGAGAAUUACCCUGUUAGCAGUCCUUUAUCCUAUUCCCAUUUUACCAACAAUUGCACACAGUAUCUGUUGGGAAACAAUUAUAUAUAUAUAUAAAUCAGCUGGCCAGGCUAAGGGAGGAUUUACAAUCCUGUUUAUUCUGACUGGUCUAAAGCAGAAAGUCAUUCUUACAAGCAGCAUUCCCUCAUUAUUCUAUAGUCUAGGAGAAGGGUGUUCUACUCUCUUUGGACUCUGGCUGGAAGAUUAAGAAAAUAUUGAGUUAAUCAGGAUAAGAAUUAACUAUUUGGGCAUCCCUUUAUUUUCUUUCAGCUUUCUGUGUUGCUGGGGUUCUGGGUAGACUCAACCAAGCAUGAACCAGGUUAGGAGUGGCAAAUAGGUUUCAACUUGCUUGUCAACUCCAGUUCGGAUUACUGGCUCUUUAGAGUGCCAAGUUCAAAUGUUUUUUGAGGCUAUGUUCUGAGACUGUUUAGACUUAGCAGGAAAAAGCUGUGAUCAAUUAAUAAUGUCUGCCAGAGUCAUAGGGGUGCUGUGGUAUGUGUGCCAUGCAUUUUCCAUCUCUAGACCAGGUACAUCUCUAAUAUCACUUGGGGCUGGUCCCUCUGUAAUUGGCAGACUCAGCAGGCAUGACUGGAGAGGGAAGUCCCAAUGGUGCUAGAAUGGUGCUGCAGUGGCAGAAGACGGCUCACGAGUGAGGUCUGGAAGAACGACAGGGAAGACAUCCAUCAUUUGCUCCAAAGUGUGCAAGUCAAAUCCUGGGGAGAAUCAUGAUAACCCUGAUCACUGAGCAACUACAGAAGCAGACUCUGGAUGAGCUGAAAUGCACACGCUUCAGCAUCAGUCUGCCUUUGCCUGAUCAUGCAGACAUAUCCACCUGUGGGGACCCUUUCCAGCUUGUGUCUGAAGGUGCUUCCUGGAGGGGCCUGCCCCACUGUUCCUGUGCCGAGUUCCCUGACAGCCUCAACCUCAGCUACCAUUCGUCUGGCUUGAGCCUGCACCUCAGACUACCCAGCCGGGGAAGCUCCCCACAGGAGCAGUCCCUCCCCCAAGUCCUAAGUCCUGAGCCCCCAGACCCAGAGAAGCUUCCUGUGAUCCCCACCCCUCCAUCCAAGAGGCACUGCCGCUCACUCUCAGUGCCCGUGGACCUGUCUCGCUGGCAGCCGGUGUGGCGGCCCGCCCCCUCCAAGCUGUGGACUCCCAUCAAGCACAGGGGCAGUGGUGGAGGGGGCGGGCCGCAGGUGCCUCACCAGAGCCCUCCGAAGCGGGUCUCCAGCCUCAGGUUCCUCCAAGCUCCCAGUGCCUCUUCUCAAUGUGCCCCAGCCCACAGACCCUAUAGCCCCCCUUUCUUCAGCCUUGCCCUAGCCCAAGAUUCUUCUCAACCCUGCGCUGCCUCCCCACAAAGUGGUUCCUGGGAGAGUGAUGCUGAGUCCCUGUCACCUUGCCCACCCCAGCGCCGCUUCUCCCUGUCACCCAGCCUGGGCCCACAGGCCAAUCGCUUUCUACCCUCUGCCCGGAGCUCUCCCGCAUCCUCCCCGGAGCUGCCCUGGAGACCCCGAGGCCCCCGGAACCUUCCCCGGAGCCGCUCCCAGCCUUGUGAUUUGGAUGCCCGAAAAGCUGGAGUCAAGCGGCGGCACGAGGAGGACCCCCGACGGCUGCGACCUUCCUUGGACUUUGACAAGAUGAAUCAGAAACCGUACUCAGGAGGUCCCUGUCUCCAAGAUGCAGCCCAGGAAGGCAGCAGCGUUUCUCCGCCGUGGUUCAUGGCCUGUAGCCCCCCACCCCUCUCUGCUUCUUGCAGCCCCGUUGAGGGUUCUUCCCAGGUGCUGAGUGAGAGCGAAGAGGAGGAGGAAGAGGGGGCCGUGCGGUGGGGGCGACAGGCUCUAAGUAAACGGACACUGUGCCAGCAGGACUUUGGGGACCUGGACUUGAAUCUCAUUGAGGAGAACUAAAACUGAGAGGCACCUUCCUGGGGCCACACAGACUGACUCUCUUAUGGCUACUAACAAGUGUCGAGGCCCCGAGGCCGUGGGCCCAGCCUGGGAACGGGGGUGAGUGGAGGGCUCCGACUCAGGGCAGCCGGAAAUCUUCUCGCUCCUGGAAGUGCGACCAUGCCGAGAGACUGGCUGGGACAAGAUAAACGGAGCUGGUGGCGGGAGGGACAGCCCCAGAGCAGACCCUUUCCAUGGCGGCCCUGAGAGUGAGUAUCCCUGCCCCUGAGAAAGUGAUGGGCAGGGAAGGAAGGGGUCUGCUGACCCCAGCUCGGGGAAUUUCACUAGCCCCUUUGCUUCAAAGGGCACUGUGUCUUAGAAUUUGGCCAGGGUGGGGGGGGUUCAGUCAGCCUCCUCUGAGGAAUUGUGUGAGAGUGUGUGUGUGCAUGGGCGUUUGUUCAAGUCAAGGUGUGUUUGCAGAGCCUUAGGGAAGGAAGGCUUUUGCUCCUUCACAGCAGAGCAUCCUGAUACCCCAGGAUCCUGCCUUUUCACCUGACAGUAGGCUUGCAUAAGGAGUUAAGAGGGCACCAAGUUUUCCUUUUUUUAUAAAUAGCUCUGGAGCCAGGCUCGUAAUCUGCAAGCCUUCCCUACCCCCCCACCCCCACCCCCACCCCCCGGGCUCUGCAAAGGACUCUGUUUUGGGUCCCUGAAGUGCUAUGAUCUCAGCUAAUGGACUUUGCCUCAUCCCCUACCCCUUAGGUGGAUGUUGGAUUUAGGGGUUGGAGGGGAGUUUCCACAUUUGGAGCUGGCCUUUUUUUCCCCUUAGCAGAUUGCCUCAGCUACACGUAUCCUGCCUCUGUCACUUUUGAAGGAGAGUCAGGCACCUGUGGGCAACGGAGGCCGUUAUGAAGGGCUCCAUCCUGCCCUUCCCCUCUGACCUUGGAGGGCAUGGGAAAGGGAGGAAGGCCUAGUAUUGGUUCCAGGCUCCCCAGGAGGCAGACGUGCAGUAGGAGAUACCAUGUUCAGGCCUCACUGGUCCGGGUGAACUCAUCCCAUCACUGCCCUUUAGAAGCAGGCUGGGAAAAGCCUAUUUGUGUGGGAUCCAGGCCCAACCUCUUUUUGGACCUGCUUAAGAAAUGGGUGUCAGCAUUUACUAGUUUGCUUGUCUUCCACUCUUGCCAGGAAAUGUUUAUUUGACUCUAAUUGGCCCUGAGAGACCACAGGGAGCUUGGGGCUCACUAAGGGACUGGCCGAGGAGGAGCACAGCAAAGGCUGUGAGGAGCAGUUGGGAGUUUGUUGUUGUCGGAUUGGGUUUCCUUUUUUUUUUUUUUAAAGUUUUCCACCCACAACGUGAGCCAGGGCAGCAGGUCUCAGUGGCCACGGUGACACCGUGAUAGGUGUCAGAACUGCAGUCACCAUGCGAGGGCUGGCACGAGUGGAAAGGUAUACUGAAGCUACCACUCGGUUGUGGUUGCUGGUGAGGCUUUAUCCAGCUUUGGUUAAACCUUGCAGGACCAAAUUGGACCUGCUUCUCCUGGUGAUUCGGAGAAAAACCAUUCUCUUCUCACUUUCCAGGGUGUGUUAGGACCCCUUGUGCUAGGGGGAAAAGACUAAGAUCUCUUAAUUUCUUCCUUGUGGAGUUGAACCUGGCAUUUUCUAGGUCUCAAAGAAGAGCAGCAAGGAGGCUCCUGCCUCCUCGCCUGCACUACAGAGGAGAGAGGUGGCCAUGUCUUCUUGCGCUUCUGCCACUCGGAGGCUCUACCCUUCCAGGGCUCUUCUCCUACUAGUUACCACACACAUUACCCAGGGGCCACCGGGUCUGGGGGCACGCCUGAGAGAACUGCUCUGAAGAAUCCAGGGAAACUGAGCCUAGGAGUUGACCAUCCUCAGUUUCAUUUCUUCCCUGGCUCUUCUCCCACUUCGGGCCAUAAUCCAGGCCAUAAUUUCCCUGGUGCCAGCUGCUUUUCUCCUGGGGCACCCUCAUCCCUGGACUCUGCUGCAGAUUGGCUGUGCCAGCUUCCAUUAGGCCACUGGCAAUGCCAGGGGGUCCUCUGCAGGCCCUAAGCUAAAGAAGUGAAGGCAGUGACCUCUGCCUCCAUCCUGGCUUCCCCCAAAGCCUAGGGCAACCUCCUUAGGGGAGAAAGUCUAUAGAGGCUGUAGUGAAUUCCAUUUAAGACUGGAAAGUUAAACUGGCCAGCACUUAUCAUCUUGCUUCCCAGUCUAAGCGCCCUCACCUUUGGGACAAGCCUUUUCAAGAAGUGGUUCAUUUUGCUUUACACAAUAGAUCUGUUUCAACAGUUCUGUGUAAACCAAAUGCUAUUUUUCAAUGCAUUUGGACUGCUGACCAUUUAAAAGCAGCCUAUGAUUGCUUUUUUUGUAAAGCAAGCAACCUCCCUCUACCUUAGCUGUUUUGACUAUUUGGAUUUUCACAUACUGGGCUUACCCAGAGCAGAGCACACCUCUCCAGGGCUGUGGUUGAUGCUGGGUAGCCAUCUGCAUCUGUGCUGUGUGUGUGGUGUGGCUGACCAGUAGGUGAGUAUUCCUGCGUGCGUGAGUGAAGCCACUCCCAGGCUGGUGCUCUCCUCCUGUGCCCGGUGACUGCCCAGUGGCAGCUCCAGCUGCCCUUCACUCCCACCUGCUGCCAAAGUCCCUGUGCUAAUGGGAUUACAAAUACAAAAAGUGAAAAAACAAAAAAAUUUUUCGUAAACUUUGUUUUAUAUUAAAAAAAAAAUCCAUAAGUCUGUGUGUGUUAAACAUGAGGUCCUGCCUCUGUGGCUGUGUUUGAAAAAAUAAAGUUUUAUUAGAAUAACCCAUUUUCCCAAUCAA